Molecule: messenger RNA, 2569 nt
Organism: Oppiella nova
Lineage: Eukaryota; Metazoa; Arthropoda; Arachnida; Sarcoptiformes; Oppiidae
Source: the annotation of a GenBank genome assembly
CAAAAAGUUUUUGAUUCGUAUGGACAAAGUGUCCGAGUUUUUAAAGGUGGCCGAGAAUGUGGGCAUCGAUAAGGGCGAGAUACCGGACCUCACCAAAGCGCCCAGUAGUCUGUUGGACGCACUCGAGCAACAUUUAGCACAAUUGGAGGGCAAAAAGGGACAGUCCUCUACAUCGCAGCCGACAAACGGCACGACCGCUAAUGGAUCGGUUCCGAGCGACUCGUUCAACGGCGCCGUCAAAGACCCCGAAAGCGCUUCCGUAAUGAAAGCCCUCGAAGAAGAGGAGCGAAUGCUUAACCAAUUGAAGGAGAAGCACAUGCAGGACAAGGAUGGCGGCGGAGCCAAAGCCAACAACCCGUUCCUCGCGAUGUCGCCCACGGCUGAGUCCAAGACGUCGCCCACAGCCGACAAAAGUCAGGGAUUAUUAGAUUUUUUCAAUGACUCGCACGAUUCCACGCCUAUUAGUACUAACCGCGCGCUGCCUACCGGUCCCCCACACGCAGGCAAAGCCAGCGACGAUCUAUUGUUCCUGACGUCGGCCAACCCGUUCGCCGACAUACUAAACGCCGCCAUUAGUAACGCACCGCCGAUGACACAGACGCCGUUUGGCACGUCGAUGGCGCCGGUGAUGGGUCAGCCACCGCAGCAACAGUCGAUGGGUCAGCCCUCGAUGGUGCCGCGCAUACAGAGCACCGGCCCCUUCAACGGGAUGCCCACGAAUGGCGGCAAUAUGUUCGCCUCGGAGGACGGCUUUGCGGCCGCUUUUGGUAAAAGUGACACAACCUCUGCCUCAGUAUCAGAUCAGAGGACCGACACGCUAGCCAUGCCUACCGGUGUCGACGACCCGAAUCUGUCGGCCUCGCCGUCGCCCACUCAUGAGGUUAUCCGAGGCGCCGGCACUACACCCAUACUAGCCGUUCCCGAUCAUGGGUUUGGAGAGGACAGUGGUAUCGACGAUAGCAAUAAUUCUCGCGGCAAUAGUCCGCUGCCAUCGGCGGCCAUAUCAGCGCCACCGCCUUCUGGUGAGAGCAGUCCCUUCGGACACCACUUCGAGACCAAUGCGUUUCCGACCACUUUUGAAGAGACCGGCCAUUCGGCUAAGAGUGGGCCGCCUGUCAGGCCUCCGGCACCACACGAGGCACCCAUGGCUGCGGCUCCCACUCGACCGCCGCCUCCUUCCGGCGCUAAUAUCGAGGGGUUUGAAGAGAGCAGUGCAGACUUUGGCGACCAGUCGUCGGCAGUUGGCUUCCCUCCCGGUGCGGCGUUUCCUAUGUUUGGGAACAUACCGUUCGCGGCGUUAGACCCCAAUCAGCAGCAGUUCAUUAUACAACAGCAGCUACUGUUCCAACAGCAACAGCGGGCGGCUAUGGGGUCGUCGCCCCAAAUGGCGGCUAAACCCGCGAAAAAGGCGUCCGCUUUCGAGGACUUGGACUUUGCGAUGAGGGAGACGAUGACUAAGCCCCAGAAACCGGUGGGCCCGCAGGCGAACCAGUCGUCCACAUCGCCGCCCAGUGCAGCGCCGCCGGGCUUAGUAUACGUGCCGCCCGGAACGGCACCCCCGGCCGGAUAUGUCGCGAUGCCCGGCAUGCCGUCGUACGGAAUAGCUACCGGUGCCGUCGCAGGUCUAACCGCUUCUGAGGGUUUUGACGCGUUUGGCGAUGUAUUACAGCCGCAACUGAUGGCCGCCAAAAUGGGUCAGACCGUACAAAUGGCGCCCCAAAUCACGCCAAACACCACCACAACUGCAAACGCAAAUCAAAGUCUAUUUAAGGGUGACCUGGACUCGAGUCUCGCGAGUUUGGCCCAAAACCUCGACAUUAACGGACCAAAAGGAUCGUUCAAAAAACCUGGUCAACAGUUUUCCAGUCCUAAAAACACAAUAAAAACGGGCGCACCGGUACAGCCGCAGCAAAUGCCCGGCUGGAACGCGGGCCAGCAAAUGGGCGCCUGGAGUGGGGCCGGCGGUGGCGUACCCCUGGCCGGCCAACAGCCCGCUAUGAUUCCAGCAGGCGGUCAGUGGGCGGCCGCCGGCGUACAGCCAAUGAUUCCCAACGCCAUGGCGUACGGCGUUCAGAUGAGACCCGGUAUGGUUCCAGGGAUGCCUCCCGUCGGCGCUGGACUUCCCGGUGCCGUUCAAGUGCUGCCAAACCCCGGCCAGCGCCCAGUAAACCCCGGAUUAGCCAGUACUCAAUCGGACCCUUUCGGUGCGCUAUAGACAGUCGACUGAAACACAUAUUUAAGACUAAUAUAACACAUGAGAAAAUCGUAACGUUUUAUGGGCAGAGAGUUGUGUUUUUAAUUUAUAGAUCAUUUUUGUGAGCAAUUUAUUUGUCGUCAUAUUAUAAAUAACUAGAAAUUUAUUAUUUUUUUAAUUCUCUCGAUGUCUCUCGAAAAAUGGGAUUUAUAAAUGAAAAUCAAAUGAAAUGUCUGUUUAUUGCAUAUCAGUGCCGAUGUUUGCAAUUGUUUUUUAUGUUAUGAUUGAUUUACACACUGAUUAUAUUUAUGAAUAGACACAUACACACACACGACCAUUAAAUUGUUUUUAUUUACGCCAAAUUUGAAUUCUAGU